AUGACCGCUCCAUCUGCUCAGACUCUUCAGCCAGGUGUCGAAAUGGAGUCAAAUCCUAGUCCCUCACUGCCUGUACGACGUUCACAUCACGUCUCCUCGAACUCCAAAUCGAUGCCCUCCACUCCCUUCCAGCGAAGCGAGUCCCGCUCACAUUCAAGAACCUCGCCUUCCCCAGAACCUCCGGCAAAAACCCAUUCUCCUCGUUCGCUACCAUCCGACAAGAGUCACACGCCACCUGCAGGUCGGAAGCAGUACGGAGGCUGUAAAUAUGAGACUGGUAUGCAAAGAGCACGGCGGCGUGUUCCCUACUCAUUGGGGGCAGACCCAUUGGAGAAGGAUAAGUCCGAGUUAAAGCCAAGGUUGACUCAUGAAGAGAAUGAAACACUAACGCAGGACAUGGAAAAGCUCUAUGCAGAACUGCAACCAACUGCCGAGAGUGAAGGGUGUCGGUCAAGGUUCAUCGAGAAGCUCGACAAGAUACUUCGCGGAAGAUGGCCUACGUCGUCUAUCGCAGUCAAUGUCUUUGGCUCUACCGGGAAUAACCUAGGCACUUCGGAUUCCGACGUCGAUAUCUGCAUCACCACUGACUGCAAGGAGAUGGAGCGAGUUUGCAAUAUCGCAGACCUCCUGGCGAAGCAUGGCAUGGAAAGAGUGGUAUGUGUCUCUUCCGCCAAGGUGCCUAUUGUCAAGGUUUGGGAUCCUGAAUUACACGUUGCUUGCGACAUCAACGUCAACAAUCCCCUUGCCUUGGAGAACACGCAACUGGUCCGGACGUACGUCAGUAUUGACAGCCGAGUGAGACCAUUAGCCAUGAUCAUCAAAUACUGGGCGAAGCGAAGGAUGUUGAACGACGCUGCCCUUGGCGGCACGCUUAGCUCGUAUACGUGGAUAUGUCUGGCCUUGAAUUUUCUGCAGACAAGAGACCCUCCAAUCUUGCCUACUCUGCAACAACAGCCUAACUUGCAAUCGAAAGAGGUCGCUGGAGUCAAUGUCUCAUUCGAUCGAAACGUGGACGCCCACAAAGAUUUCGGCAGUCGAAACAAGUCCUCUUUAGGAGAACUCUUGUUUCAUUUCUUCCGUUACUAUGGUCACGAGCUUGACUUUGAGCAAAGCGUGGUAUCGGUUCGGCUGGGUCGAGUGUUGUCCAAGGUUGAAAAGUCGUGGCACCUUCUCCAGGACAAUCGGUUGUGCGUUGAGGAACCUUUCAAUGUGUCAAGAAACUUGGCGAACACCGCGGACGACACCUCGAUGCGAGGCAUACACCUGGAGUUGCGGCGGGCGUUCGAGCUGUUAGGAGAGGGCAAACUGACACAGUGCUGCGAACAAUUCGUCCAUCCUCCGGAUGAGAUCAAGCCCUUAGAGCACUUCGUGCCGCCGUCAGCGCGGCCCGUGAUCCCGCAACCUCCAAACCAGUCGCAAAGAGGAGCUCGGAAUGCGCCCCGGGGUGGGAACAGGAAUUUAAGUCAAAUGAGCCGCAAUCCCCGACGGUCUUCAAAUCCCACCACGCGAAAUUCCAACUACGUGCGCAAUCCUCCAUUUCACAUGACAACCCAUGAGCUGCAGCUGCAACAGCAGCACCAGCAACAUCUCCUGCACGACCAGCUCUUCCAGCAAUAUCAGUACCUCCAGCUUCAAGAGCAGGAGUUAAGAAUGCAGCUCUAUCAACAGAGUCUGCGACAAAGAGGAUUGAUGGCGGCUUAUAAUCAACCUGCGGGAUAUAGUCAAUUUGCCUCGCAAGACGACAGUCUCGAUUUUGGAUCCAAUCAACCAGUCAAUGGCAUUGGUCGAGCUCCCCUAUCAGCACCAUUAUACCAGCAGGGCUUCUCUCGAUCACCCUAUCUGUCUGCAAGCCAACCAAGCCAGGGUGUUGCAACCAACCCUCCAUCACCGAGACUUAGUGCUGGGGUUCCAGACACUCGAAGGUACUCUCGGCGAACGUCGGUGACACAAACAUCUACAGGAGGUUCCUUGCGAGCUCAGUCGCAGCCUGCACGGGCUGUCCCGGUCACUUCUUUGGGGCAUUUGCAGCGACCGGAUCUUGCAAGCCUUCAGGAUUCCUCUACCGGACGAAGGUCGUCUUCAUCGUCUACGUCACAAGAACCGUAUAUGGGCUAUAUGGAGAAUGGUUAUGGUACCAUGGGUUCAAUCUAUGAUCCAGUACGGAGGCCAGCAGAGUAUCUCGGAUAUUAUGUCGGUCAGUCGCCUUCAUUAUCGGCUUAUACCCAGAGCACUGCAAUCUCUCCCAUCCCCUCACAUGUCGGCCUCGCUAUCCAGAAUGGAGGCCUAUCACCACGGCUUGCUCCAGCAUCCACUCGUCCCUCUGGAACGAUGCACACGCCGCCGCUGCAAACGAUCUCUACUGCCUCGGUCGAAGCGCAAGCCGAACCAGAGCAGGAGUCGAGGAAUGGUGAGGGCAGCAACAUCGAAUCCGAUCCACCAAAGCCCAGAGGGGGCCCGCUCAUAGUGGACGGCUCGAUCAAUUCGCCGCUCCGGAGGCGCACCACACACUCAUUCAACGAUCCUGAAGAUCAAAUCAAUUUCAGCGCAUCGACAUCGGAGGACCUAGCCUUUGACACCCCAUCAAGCUCAGACGAACAGUCUCAAGACGCUUUCGAGUGCAACGCACAGGGCCAGAUUUCGCCAAUCAGUCCCAGUGGGCUUCGCAAUCAUAUCCAGCAUGCAAACGGUGCUACUCCAGAUUUUGCAAAUGGAUAUAUACCCUCAAAAGCCACGGCAAAGAGUCCGAAGGAAGGGACGCAGGAUCAAGCGGUCAGGGUGGGGGACACGGUGGGAAUGAAUAUCCUUACUAAUAUGAAGAAGGCGGGCGGCCAAGCUUGGUCACUUGAUCGGCAACUUUCGUCCGUGGAGGAGGUACGCACGCCUUCUCCUAGAGUUGAGAAAUUUAACGGGGAGAGUUCUCUCCCAAAGGAGGGUAAGGGCCACUCCGGCCAGGAUGUGCCCUCAUCCAAUGGUGAGACGGUGUUGGUGAAUGGUGAGGAUCGUGAUAUUGCGAGACCGCUUGCAACCAGGACCAACGGCACUGCAGCAUCUUCAAACCAGGGAUCGAAUUCAGCACCGAAUACCAGCGGAUCGAGCGCCUGGCAAACACAAAAGAAGAAGAAGAAUAAAAGAAAGACGGUCAAGUCGGAAAAUGAUGCGCAGACGUCGAAUCUUUCCGUGGGGGAAACACUCCCUGCCGACGAGUCCCUACGGAAAGGCGGCUAG
Fonsecaea multimorphosa CBS 102226 is the source of this 3225-nucleotide messenger RNA. RefSeq lists its product as uncharacterized. Gene Ontology annotation, molecular function: nucleotidyltransferase activity. Gene Ontology annotation, biological process: RNA 3'-end processing. The record is from RefSeq and is a predicted model, not a curated record. The transcript has 2 exons. Lineage: Eukaryota; Fungi; Ascomycota; Eurotiomycetes; Chaetothyriales; Herpotrichiellaceae. Bases 1 to 3225 code for a protein of 1074 amino acids.